AUGUCAAUGUCAAUAUCAUUCAUAUUUCAUACAAAUACAAGACAAGACAAUACACACUGAUGUAAUAAAAUCAAGAAACAAAAUGGAAAAUAAACAUUAAAAAUAUGAAAAAAACCUUAAAAUGCUACCUAUAAUUUUGUUGCACACCAAUGUCACUCAAGCAUAAGAAUUUACUAGAAAGCAGUUGCCAAUCUGAAUGUUAAAAAUGUCUGGGAUGCAAUGUAUGAGGAGUAACUUCAGAACAAUCCAGCGCGCGGUUCGGCUGGCUGCGGUGCUGGCUCGACGGUCUGUGCACGGCGGCGGCGCGGGCUCGAGCAACGACGGUGAAGGCGGUGAAAAUGAAGGCGAGCGUUUUUCUCGCGCGCGGGCCGUAGCCGGUAUUGCUACAAUCGGCGUAGCGCUGGUGGCUGCCGACCAUCAAUAUAAUGAAAAGAGAUUCUUCAAAGCGGCGCGACUUGGCAAUUUGCAAGAAAUACGCAAGCAAGUGGAAGCAGCCAAGGAGGGUCGCGGACGCGACGGCGGCGGCGCCGACCGGCGGCACGCGCUAGGCUGGACGGCGUUAAUGGCCGCCGCCGCCAACGACCAGCCCGCCGCCGUCGCCGAAUUACUCCGACUCGGCGCGCGACCAGACCUGCAGGAGAAGUACGCGGGCGCGUCCGCUGCCGCGCAACAGCAGGGCUUGCACCCCUUGGAAGCGAUGCAGCGGCGCGAGGACGAGUUCUGCGCGUCCAUGAACUCCCGUGCGUCGUUCCUCGGCUGGACGGCGCUGCACUACGCCGCUUUAGCGGACUCGGCGGGAUCGGCGGCGGCGUUACUCGACGCCGGCGCCGAUCCUACUGCGCGAGAUCACGCCGGACGCCGCGCGCUGCAUUAUACCAAGGAUCCGUCGCCUACGAGAGACCUCAUUGUGGAACACGCCGCCCGUUGGGAAGAAAAGCUCGCCGCCGCCGCCGCGGAAGAACGCCGCAGAUUCCCUCUAGAGCAACGCCUUAAGCAGUUCAUAGUGGGUCAAACAGCUGCCAUAGAAACCGUGGCGGCGGCUGUGCGGAGGAAAGAAAACGGCUGGGCUGAUGAGGAACACCCACUGGUCUUCUUGUUCUUGGGGAGUUCAGGGAUUGGCAAGACAGAGCUGGCUAAACAACUCGCCAGGUACAUGCAUCGUGACGACCCGGCGGCGUUCAUCAGGCUUGACAUGUCUGAGUAUCAGGAGAAGCAUGAGGUGGCUAAACUCAUCGGAGCUCCGCCAGGGUACGUGGGCCACGAAGAAGGCGGGCAGCUGACGCGAGCGCUGGCGCGGCGCGCGGACGCCGUGGUCCUGUUCGAUGAGGUGGACAAGGCGCACCCAGACGUGCUGACUGUGCUACUGCAGCUGUUUGACGAGGGUCGGCUGACGGACGGCAAGGGCAAGCUGAUCGAGUGCAAGAACGCAGUGUUCGUGAUGACGUCGAACUUCGCCGCAGAUGAGAUCGCGCAGUACGGCCUGCAGUUGCGGCGAGAGGCCGAAGCUAAAGCGCUUCUGCGGGCUAAGGGCACCGUCGCCGCGCACGGAGGUAGUGGAGAAGAGCCGCCGGUGCCCGAAGCGGCCUCGGGAGAGACCCUGGAGGUGUCCCGCACGUUCAAGGACAGCGUGGUGCGGCCCAUACUGAAGCGGCACUUCGGACGGGACGAGUUCCUCGGACGGAUCAAUGAGAUUGUGUACUUCCUACCGUUUUCGCGGCAGGAGCUGCUGACGCUGGUGCAACGUGAGCUGCUCCGCUGGGCCGAGCAGGCGCGCGCGCGGCACGCGGUCGAGCUGCGGUGGGAGGGAGGCGUGUUGGGCGCGCUCGCGGACGGCUACGACGUGCAUUACGGCGCGCGUUCCAUCAAGCAUGAGGUGGAACGAAGACUAGUUAAUCAGCUGGCUCUGGCGGCCGAGCGCGGCGCGCUGGCGCGCGGCUGCUGCGUGCUCGUUACCGCCGCCUCUGGUCGUCUCGCGCUCGCCGUGCGCGCACCGCGGCAGACUGAAUACACGCCGCUCGACCUGGCCGUGUAAUCUGUACGUAUACACGACGUGUAGCACUACUAGUGAAUCAUCUGACGCUGGCGGCCGCCUAGACAAUCUCAGUAAGCGCCGUUAGUCCUGACCUGUACGUAUACACGAAGUAUGCGGGCUGGUGAAUCAACUGGCGCUGGCGGCCGCCUUGCGCUCUCCGUACGCGCGACCAGGCAGACUGAAUACACGAGGUAUACCGGCUGGUGAACCAACUAGCGCUGGAAGCCGUACGUGUUUGACCUGGCCAUGUGAUCUGCCCUUUACUGGAGAUAAUUUACGCUGCUCGACCUGCCUGUGACUUGAGAGACUUUGUAAGUGACUUUCCAAAUAUAAAUCAAUAUCCCCUAAGGUAUCGUCGUCCAAAAAAAAGUAGCAUUUGAAAUGAUGUUGCUUUAAAACCAGGGUUUACGAAAACAUGUGUCAAUAAAAAGCCGAUCUACACUGGAGAGACUUUGUAAGUGACUUUCUAAAUAAAAAUCAAUAUUUUGAGGCCCUAUCUUCAUAAAAUGCUCGAACAUUUUAAAUGUUAUAGAAUCAGGUUUUCAUGGCAACAAAUUGAUUCACCAUUUUCAAAAUAUUUGCUUUGUCUCCUGUCAUAAAGCUCGCGCUUUGAUGGAUUUUAACUAUAAAUAUAAUAUACCUAUACAAGCAAAUAUCUUCUUUAUGGUAAGGGACAAAGUGGGACGUUUUGCCCACCGUGGACACAUGGGUACUUUAAUUUUGUUUCUUGUGGGUUUGGCAGGUUACAUUUGUGACUCUUAUACGAUGCAGUGUAGUAUUCAUAAAAUAGGAGAAUUUAUAGUCAAAUGAAAUAAUGUUACCUAUAUACAAUAUUUAUAAACAUAGCAGAAUAAGUUUAAUCAUAUUUAGCGCAAUUUUGUUUUUUCCGUAUGACAUAGUAAUUUUUUAGGUAUAAAAAAACCGGUCACUCGCGUUUUAAGCGCGCUAAUAUCCGGGUGCACACAGAGCCAGGCAAGCCAUGUGCUCGCGCGGCAAACGUCCUAUUAGACAUGCCUCGGCCGAGGCAAGUUACUGGGCUAAGCAAAACGCCCGUGCUGCCUCAGUCGACGCACGUCUAAAUAGCACGUUUGCCGCGCGACAAAAUUGCCUCGCAACGUGCCUAGCUCUGUGUGGAUCCGGCUAAUCUCGAUAAAUAUCUUAAAGACGGAAUAACCCGUUUUAAUUGUCCUGAACUUUUUGCCGUAUAAAUACGAUUACGCGACGGCCAUAGUUUGGCUGUGAACACUUGAUUUAUAGAUCUUAUGAUAAGCCGCGGACAUUGUAAAUUAUUUUAUAGCUGUUGAUAAAUAAAAGGAAUUUGUUGA
This is a messenger RNA of Leguminivora glycinivorella, 3357 nucleotides long. RefSeq names its product caseinolytic peptidase B protein homolog. Bases 197 to 2032 code for a protein of 611 amino acids. Gene Ontology annotation, molecular function: protein binding; ATP hydrolysis activity; ATP binding. The record is from RefSeq and is a predicted model, not a curated record. The transcript is spliced from 11 exons. Gene Ontology annotation, cellular component: cytoplasm; mitochondrion. Gene Ontology annotation, biological process: cellular response to heat. NCBI's taxonomy places the organism in Eukaryota, Metazoa, Arthropoda, Insecta, Lepidoptera, Tortricidae.